Molecule: messenger RNA, 3510 nt
Organism: Calidris pugnax (ruff)
Lineage: Eukaryota; Metazoa; Chordata; Aves; Charadriiformes; Scolopacidae
Gene: LPAR3
Product: lysophosphatidic acid receptor 3
Exons: 4
Coding region: 584-1669 (361 amino acids)
Biological process (GO): G protein-coupled receptor signaling pathway
Cellular component (GO): membrane
Molecular function (GO): lysophosphatidic acid receptor activity
Source: RefSeq, a predicted model, not a curated record
CGGCGGCGCGGAGCUCCGGAGGUUGCCGGUUUAAACCUGCUGUGAUUAAGAUAAACAUCUCUAAUUCGGCUGCAGAAGAGAAGACUUGGAGAAUAAAGUCCUGCAAUGUGUUGAACUGUGACAUGCCAGGAAAUAUGGGAUAUCCUAUUACACGUCUCUCAUGCCUGAUGUGGACUCGGCCAGGACCACUGAGGAUACAGCUGCAGAGCUUUGUCACAGCUACACAGCUCCCCUGAGGCCAGGCUGGUUCUGCUGAGGACUUAGGACAAAAUGAAGGUGUGAAAUAAACCACUGUCUGGAAGGACCGCCACAUGACAGGAGUUUUCUACACACAGGCUGGUACAGACAGCCGAGUGCUAUGUCUCUGCUCUGAAGAACUGGGAUGCAAACUAGCUCCAGUUCAGCUACAGCUUUGGUGCAGCUUCCAUUUGGAUAUCUCCAGAGUCUGCCCUGUGACCCCAAGACCUCAGUUGGAUGCUUUUCUGCUCCAUCCUGCCUUACCUCAACACUUCAAGACAUCUCUUUCAAAAUCGUUUGUCAUUUGAGCUCUGCUGUGUGACAGAUGCAGGGGCUUUAAUCCAGGAUGAAUGAAUGCUACUAUGAUAAGCGCAUGGACUUUUUUUAUAACAAGACAAACACUGACACAGUAGAUGAGUGGACAGGGCCAAAGCUUAUUGUUGUUCUGUGUUUUGGGACAUUUUUCUGCCUUUUCAUUUUCAUUUCAAACUCAUUGGUCAUAGCAGCUGUGGUCAAGAACAAGAGGUUUCAUUUUCCCUUUUACUAUCUCCUGGCCAAUUUAGCUGCUGCAGACUUUUUUGCUGGAAUUGCCUAUGUCUUCUUGAUGUUCAACACUGGCCCAGUAUCAAAGACAUUAACUGUUAAUCGCUGGUUUUUGCGUCAGGGUCUUCUGGACACCAGCCUGACAGCCUCCCUGGUGAAUCUCCUCGUCAUAGCUGUUGAGCGGCACAUGUCUAUAAUGCGGAUGAAGAUCCACAGUAAUCUCACGAAGAAGAGAGUGACCUUUUUAAUUAUAUCAAUUUGGGCCAUAGCUAUUUUCAUGGGUGCUGUUCCUACCCUGGGUUGGAACUGCCUCUGUGACAUUACUGCCUGCUCAUCCCUGGCCCCUAUUUACAGCAGAAGUUACCUGGUGUUCUGGAGCAUCUUAAACCUAGUUGUCUUCUUCAUUAUGGUGGUGGUUUACAUAAGAAUCUACAUGUAUGUCCAGAGGAAAACUAACGUCUUGUCGUCGCACACUAGUGGCUCCAUUAGCCGUAGGAAAACUCCUGUGAAGCUUAUGAAGACUGUUAUGACUCUCUUAGGUGCUUUUGUUGUCUGCUGGACCCCUGGCCUGGUUGUCUUACUGCUCGAUGGUCUGAACUGCACCUACUGUGGGAUUCAGAAUGUUAAAAGGUGGUUUCUUCUCCUGGCCCUGAUGAACUCUGUCAUGAAUCCAAUAAUUUAUUCAUACAAAGAUGAUGAGAUGUGGAGUACCAUGAAAAGGAUGAUUUGCUGCUCCUCUCAGGAUAAAAGCCAUGACAGACGCUCAUCGCGGGUCCCCUCAACAGUUCUCUGCAGGAGCACGGAUACCUCAGGGAACUACAUUGAAGAUGGCAUUAUUCAAGGGACAAUUUGUGGAAAAGGAGAUCUUGGUGGCAAAGGAAACUCCUGAGCUAUUCAAGGGACUGACUUGGCUGGAAAAGGAGAGGGGGAAGGGAGAGGUUUUGUAUGAGAAGAUUGACUGGCAAAGCUAGUAAACAAUAUAUCCACUUUGUUCCAGAGCCUAAACUCCAGUGUUAACAAAAGUUCUUAUAAAUAAUUGCCUGAUGGAAAAACACUUUGUAAUGAAGAAAACCUUCUGUGCUGCCAUCUUACUCCUUUUUUUUUCUUUUAAGUACAUGAAAUUGUGUUUUCAUAUGAAUGGAAUAAAUACAUCUCAGAGAGUUUUUGUGCAUGGAAGCAAAAUGUAGGCAGUGUAGUGGGACCCUUCUUAAGCUCCUACAGAGAGAGGAAACCUCCCUUACCAUGCAGGCUUGGCAUUCAUUGAGUAUUAAUGCUUUGAACUGUUUUUGUGCAUCUUGAGGAGGAUCCUAGGUUUGGUUGGACAGAAUUGUGACCCGUUUUCUCUCUUCCUCCUGGUCUUGGUUUUGAAAUAGGUAGUUUGAUGGUUUAUUAAAGCUAUGCCAGAAACCUGGCUGUGAUGGGGAGCCCAGACCAGAUACCUGUGUGCAUGAGUGUGUCCAACCGUGGAUUGUCAGGAUCUGAGAGUACAAAAAGCACAAAAACCAUUAUUAAUUCUGUAGCGGGUAAAUGCUGCAAGGAGAUUUGUUGCUGCUGUGUGGGCAGAUGUUGAGGGUGGAUCAACAGAAGAGCAGCGUGGCUGUGUUCGUUGUGCUCCUUUCUUACUUUUCCAGAUAGCACCAAACAGUUGUGGUCACCCCUCUCUAACUGCUAUGCCACUGAGAGAAAUUAAUUCCAAAACUCUGUUUUGGAUUUGGAGAACUUUUAAGAGAAGUUUAAAGAUACAUAUAUACGGGUUCAACCAAGCUAUUUAAAAUAGAAAUUAAUUUACAGGAAAAAAGCCUGAAACUAAUGUAAAACCCUACAAGACUAUAGCAGGCAUUGAUUGUCUGACCUUGUCUAGACCACAUUUAACCUCUGACUUGCAAGCAGAUCUUACUGGAAGGUACUUGAUGAAGAGGCCAUGAAACAGCAAGAAGUGAAGGGCUUUCAGCAUUGUGACUAAUCAAGUCUAGUGUCGACCCAGCCACAGCCUAAAAAGCUGAAGUUUUGACAUACGGAGUAUGUGCAAAUGGAGGAUCCAGCAAUUUAAAUCUCUAGGGUGAUGUUUUUAAAUUUGAACUUUUAAUAUAAAAAUAGGAACACAUUUCUCAGCUCCCUAAAAAAAAAAAACACAACUGGCUCCUGCUGUCUGGUUUCAACAGCAGUGAGCUCCCUGCAACCCUUCUUAAUUUCAAGAGGAGUUACCUGUGUUGUGUCCUAGAGAAAGUCUGAUCCCUGGUAUUAAAGCAGGUGACCAUAACCAGAGUUCAUUUGGGGAAGUUUUGAUUGCUUGGAAUUGUCAGAGAACAACACCAAGAGCACGUUGUAUGAGGCUGAAAGGUCAGCUGUGGUUUGGGCAAAUUCUUUCUUUGGUGCAACUUGUAUGUGGAUAUCUGGCCUGUGUUGAUUCAAGCAGAACCAGCACUUGGCUCGAAGGCCAAGAUGCAGUUUUGUAGAAGGCACGGGGGGGUUUCAUAGCAGACCUUGGCUUACAAACACAGCAAGCCCUUAUUCAGAGAGCUCUCACAUAAUACGAGUUACCUUGUAGGGAUAUGGCCUAACAUUGCAAGGUAAGUGCUGUAUUUAUGAGUAAUGCUGCAAAGGUUUACAUACAUUAUAAUGCAAUGUUCUUGUGCAAAUACUACUUUGUUUGUUUGGUGUUUUGAAAAGUGUGUAAAGUGGUGCUUUCUAGAGCCGGUGGCGUUGCAAAGGCAUAGCAUGCAAACGUUC